AUGGCUGAAGAAAUGACAAUGCUAGAACCUGGAAGAGCUAAGAGGAAAUUUGUUAAAAAUCAAGGCCGUAAAAAGUCAAGUAAGAAAGCUAAAGUGAUGCCACCACCACAUGGACAGAAGAAAGUUAAAAUAGACAAAAAAAUGAAGAAACUUUUCCGCAAGCGAGCACGUGAGUAUAAUUCUGAUGAUGAAGAAGACGAGGCCACUGUCCCUGCUACCUCAGUGGUUAGAAGUGUGGCAUCUAUCACCAAUAAAAAAAGUGAGGGCGAUGAUAUAGAAAGUGAUGAUCUGUCUGAAGAUGAAGGUGCAGCCGGACAACAAAAAACGUGGAAUAAGAAUGCUACUAAUAUGAAGAAUAAUCACAGUUCUGAAGAUGAAGGAGAAGGUGAUGAUGAAAUUCAGCCGGGAAUUACAAAAUUUACUGAAGGAUGUAGAGCAUUCAAGAUGGCCUUUAAGAAUAUUAUGAAGAAGAGUGUUUCUGACGACAUGUUGGGUCCAAUAUUGUCAGGGCACAAAAAACUUGUUAUAGACAAACUUGCAGAAGAGGAGGCAGAACGCAAGGUCAUAGGGGAGGCUAAAAAGGAAAAGCAGAUGUUAGCAGAAAAGGGACAUGUUAAACCUGCUACAUACUUGGAUUCACAUGAAAAGUUUCUAAUAAGUGUUGCUACAAAAGGAGUGGUCAAGUUGUUCAAUGCUGUCAAUAAGGCACAAACUGCUCAGAAAGGGUUGAACCCCUCAAGGAAUAGGGAUGCAAAAGAGAUACGAAAGCGGGCCAAAGAAGCCUUCUUUUCAGAGUUAGGGAAACCAUCAUUGCCUGUAGUUGGCACCCUUGCAAAGGCCAAGGAAAGCACUGGCACGGUAGAAGAUGAUCAGCCUGCUUGGGCUCCAUUAAGAGAUAACUAUAUGUUGACAAGUUCAAGACUAAUGGAUUGGGACAAAAUGCCUGAUAAAAAUGUAGCAGAGGACAUUGGAAAGACUGCCGAAGAUAGUAGUUCAGAUGAAGAUUAGUAACUUAAAACUUGAAGCAAGCAGCAUUUAGAUUUUUAUGGUGGGACAAUCUGUCAGUUUUUGAAUAUUGUUAUAGUUGUUAUUGGUAUAGGAAUAUUUUACCCAUACAUUUUGCCAUCUAUGGUGUACUAAUAUUAUAUGAUUAAUGAAUCAAUGGCUGUAUGGGAUUUAAAAUAUUAGAAAUUUAUAUCCCUAUUUUUAUUCU
Molecule: messenger RNA, 1213 nt
Organism: Cajanus cajan (pigeon pea)
Lineage: Eukaryota; Viridiplantae; Streptophyta; Magnoliopsida; Fabales; Fabaceae
Product: Rrp15p protein
Biological process (GO): maturation of 5.8S rRNA; maturation of LSU-rRNA
Cellular component (GO): preribosome, large subunit precursor
Source: RefSeq, a predicted model, not a curated record